AUGCUUGCUUCUCUUCCUAACGAGCUGGUAUUGGAAAUCUGCGACGGCUUGAGCCAGGCCGACUGUUUCCACUUGAUGCUAUGUAGCAGGUCCCUGUACAAGUGUGGCUUGCGGAGACUGUACCGAUCGAUAAUUGUGGAUAGCUCCGAUAUUUGUCUGGAGCAGUGUUUUGAGGAUUACUAUGGCACCAGAGACCUUUGUGGUAGCAAGGUUCGUUCCACCAGAGUGAGAACGUCUUACGGCACAAAACAGCUGGUGCGAACUCUUUCCGAGACAGAGCAUUGUUUGCUUGUUGAACGCAUCGAGAUCAAACAGGAAGUUGAGCUACCCAUGGCAAGAUGUCUUUUCAAAAUGAUCAACUUGAAGUGUGCAGAUAUCCCCAACGCGGGGUUUCUCAGUAACCUUGAUCUGAGGUCUCUGACCACAAACAGACUCAAGAAGUUCAACAGAACAACAAAAGAGCUCCGGCUCACGAAAUACUCGCCGAUUGACCUUGCACAAAUGCCUGCUUUGGAAAAGCUCUGUGUUUCAGGCAUGAUAAGCUCGAGUCUGAAACCAAUCCGUGCCUCGCUCUCCUCGAUUUUCCACUCGAACGGGACAAGAAUCCAACUGAAAGAAUUUGGUCUUGAGUCGGCCAUUAUCCAUCCUGAAGAGGUGAUGUCCCUAAAAACCAACUUUGACUUCUCCCAGCUCAGAGUCCUCCGUCUGGCGGAUAUAGUGGAGUAUCCGUGUUCGAGCCAAGGACUUGCUCUGCAAGACCUUUGCGAGUUUGAUCUGAACCGGUGGAUUUCCCAUAUGGCUCAAUCGACCGAGUGUGUUCCUGAGAAGUCGUUUUUGAUGCAGAUCGCUCCCGACUUGGUCAACCUUCAAUCCUUGGACUUGGACGUCUCUAACUGCAUAUAUGACUACGGAGCAGAGUUGAUUUCCACGAUUUCAUAUCUGCAAACCCUUAGAGUCAAGAUAUCACCUACACAUUGCUCUGCACAGACACUUGACAAGAUGACCGAGAAAUACUUCGAGAGUAUUGGCCUCCAUAAGGGUCUCCAGCAUCUCUGCAUUAAUACUAAGCAACCGGUCAAACUAGAGUCGGUGAGAACCCAUCUUGUCGGAUUAAAUCAGCUGAAAAGUCUACAGCUAUGCAUUUCCCUCAACGAUAUGGUCGAGCUCGCAGAUAUUAUCGCAGACCUAAACAUUGAAUACCUCGAUAUCCGGUCUCCUUCGUGUCUAGUUGGGCAAUCGUUGUAUGAGAAUCUCCACGAUAUCUUCACUAACAAAUCUCUAAAAUACCUGAGAUUAAAAGACAAGAUAUACGAUAUAGAAAAUGGCCGAAUAGCUGGUCCAAAACUUGACGAAUGUUUUGAGCAUAUGUUGAUCAAUGCCUAA
Molecule: messenger RNA, 1383 nt
Organism: Ogataea philodendri
Lineage: Eukaryota; Fungi; Ascomycota; Pichiomycetes; Pichiales; Pichiaceae
Exons: 1
Coding region: 1-1383 (460 amino acids)
Molecular function (GO): protein binding
Source: RefSeq, a predicted model, not a curated record